Molecule: messenger RNA, 995 nt
Organism: Drosophila rhopaloa
Lineage: Eukaryota; Metazoa; Arthropoda; Insecta; Diptera; Drosophilidae
Gene: Sod3
Product: extracellular superoxide dismutase [Cu-Zn]
Exons: 6
Coding region: 97-750 (217 amino acids)
Biological process (GO): removal of superoxide radicals
Molecular function (GO): superoxide dismutase activity; copper ion binding
Source: RefSeq, a predicted model, not a curated record
CGUCGCAGUUCUCCAACGGUACAGAAGUGCAAUCGCUUAAUUCUCGCAAAAAACAAUCACUACCCAAUUAUUAAGUACUUGCUAACAAGAUUAAAAAUGUUGCAAUAUCUUGUGGUCACCCUGGCACUUUGUGCAACAGUCUGUUCUGCCGCCCAAACGCGCAACAUGCCCAUUCAAGCCAUAGCUUAUCUGAUCGGACCCGUGCAAUCGGAUAAUAGCCAGGUCAAGGGCAAUGUGACUUUUACACAGAACGACUGUGGCCAGAAUGUCCAUGUCCGCGUCCAGUUGGAAGGAUUAAAGGAGGGCAAGCACGGCUUCCACAUUCACGAAAAGGGAGAUCUGACCAAUGGAUGCAUCAGCAUGGGUGCCCACUACAAUCCCGAUAAGGUUGAUCAUGGUGGUCCCGAUCACGAGGUGCGUCACGUUGGCGAUCUGGGAAACCUGGAAGCUAACUCCUCGGGCAUUAUCGACAUCACAUACACGGAUCCGGUGAUCACUCUAACCGGCAAGAAUGCAGUUAUUGGCAGGGGAUGUGUUGUCCACGAAUUGGAGGAUGAUCUUGGCCUCGGAAACCACACGGACUCCAAGAAGACUGGAAACGCAGGUGGCCGUAUUGCCUGCGGUGUUAUUGGCAUCAACUCGGACGUGGACGAAUGGCCAUGUCGCGAUGGUGGCGCCGGCGCCCUCCGCUAUUCCCUCUCCAUCCUGACCGUCAUCGUAGCGAUCUUCAUGGCGCGCAGCCUCGACUAAUUCACUGCACCCCGGAAUCGGAUCGAUUGAGCAUGUGGCAUGGGAUUACUGACCAUCGUAGAGAUCCGCAUUCCCACUUACACCACUAAUCACAACCAUUAGUCACAUAUACACACACCCACACAAGUAACUAUAAUACUCCAGCAAAAACAGCAUAAUCCACCCAAAAUAAUGAAAUCUAAGGAACUAACUACGCUACUUGUAUUAUGUUUGAAAUUUAAUGAUAAUAAAGUUUGUUAUUUGUA